This is a messenger RNA of Salarias fasciatus (jewelled blenny), 1019 nucleotides long. RefSeq lists its product as uncharacterized. Bases 133 to 438 code for a protein of 101 amino acids. NCBI's taxonomy places the organism in Eukaryota, Metazoa, Chordata, Actinopteri, Blenniiformes, Blenniidae. The record is from RefSeq and is a predicted model, not a curated record. The transcript has 2 exons.
CUUACUUCAUCGCGUGUUAUGUCACCGACUGCUCCUCAGCGGUCAACUGGUUCUCAGGGCUGAAGCACACCAGGAGCGGCUGUAGCGUCCGAGAUAGCCGGAGAAGCGAGCAGCCCGCAGGCGCCGGUCAGGAUGUUGUCCCGCAUGUUGCUGUCGCUCAUCAACAACCUACACGUCGUCGAGAAGCUGGCAGAGUCUCGUCCGAUCCGCAGAGCCGCUCAGAUCACAGCCUACGCCAUCACCAAGGCUCAGAUCGCCGGCCGGGACGCCUCGGAGCGGGUCCUGCGCUCCCAGACGCUGCGGGAGGUGCGUAAGGAGGCCGGCAGGGUCCCCGGGGACCUGGGAGAGAUCAACACCAAGCUCCGGAGGGUCAAAGACACGUUUGUGAACGAGGUGAAGGAGGGAUGGAAGGACGGUUCCCGGCAGAUCAAGAAGUGAGCGGACUAGCUAAACUUCACCCACACGCGCCUCCCAACAUGCCCAAGGAGAGGAACGUUGUGCCGGAUGAACUGCGGCCGUCGGAGCGGCUGCAUGUGGAAGGACCUGCACUUCUCCGCAGCCACACCAUUCAAGAUUUUUGUUUCCCCAUUUCUGAGACCUCGUCAAACAAUGUAAUAAAUUCCGAAUAAUGUGUCUGUGGAAGGAUCCCUGAAAGUUAUUAGAACACGUGCACACACAGGGAGAAUAUCCACACAGAGAGGUCUGGCCGGUAAUUGCACCUUUGACCUUCUGGUGGAGCACCAACCACUGCACCACCAUACCUCCUCUCAAUGAGGGCCUGUUAGUUUCAAGAAAAAAAACUCACACACCGCAGUAAUGUUUUAUAUUGGGUUAUACUAUUGAUAGGACACAUUUUGCCAAGCAGCCUUUGAAAAACCAAAGUGUACAAAAUGUAGAAACCUAGUGUGUACAGAUAAAUAUUUUAUUGUGAUUCUAUAAAUAAAGGUAUUGAUUUAUUAAAAAAAUAAUAAAUAAAAAAAAAACACCUUUUGAGCACGUACUCUUUCAACUAAUGCAUU